Lycium barbarum (goji berry) is the source of this 1372-nucleotide messenger RNA. Its product is annotated as transcriptional corepressor LEUNIG-like. Gene Ontology annotation, molecular function: protein binding; transcription corepressor activity. The coding region runs from base 102 to 1076 and encodes 324 amino acids. Lineage: Eukaryota; Viridiplantae; Streptophyta; Magnoliopsida; Solanales; Solanaceae. The record is from RefSeq and is a predicted model, not a curated record. The transcript is spliced from 7 exons.
UAUUUUUCUAUUAUUCCCUUCUUUCCUCUCUUUCUUAUCAUUUUUUCUACCUUUGCCUAUCUUCUUCUAUUUUAUUCUUUAAUUUUCUUGCGCAGUCUGAUAUGGAUCCUUUUGUGGAUGAUGGUUCUGUGGAUGAUAGCGCUGAAUCGUGUUUAACUCAGGAAGAUGCAAACUCUGGAGGUGCAACUAAUCGGGGGUUCACAUUUAAUGAAGUGAAUUCUGUUCGGGCUAGUGGCAGUAAAGUUGUUUGUUGUGACUUCUCCUCUGAUGGAAAACUGCUAGCUAGUGGUGGCCAUGACAAAAAGGCUGUUUUAUGGCAUACUGAUACCCUAAAGCAAAAAACAACACUUGAAGAGCACUCGUCACUCAUUACUGAUGUUCGUUUCAGCCCAAGCAUGGCAAGACUUGCCACAUCUUCUUGGGACAAGACUGUCAGGGUUUGGGAUGCUGACAAUCCGGGCUACUCACUUCGGAUUUUCUUGGGGCAUUCUGCUGGUGUAAUGUCACUUGACUUCCAUCCUAAUAAAGAAGAUCUCAUCUGUUCUUGCGAUGGUGAUAGUGAGAUAAGAUACUGGAGUAUAAACAAUGGUAGCUGCACAAGAGUGUUCAAGGGUGGAACGGCUGUAAGAUUCCAGCCCCGCAUUGGUAGAUAUCUUGCUGCUGCUGCCAAGAACGUCGUAUCGAUACUUGAUGUGGAGACACAAGCUUGUUGGCAUUCGUUAAAGGGUCACACAAAACCAAUACAGUUUGUCUGCUGGGAUCCCUCUGGUGAGCUCCUAGCAUCUGUUAGUGAAGACACUGUCAGGGUUUGGACAUUGAGGUCCGGUAGUGAAGGAGACUGUCUACAUGAGCUUAGCUCAGAUGGCAACAAAUUCUUCUCAUGUGUUUUCCACCCUACAUAUUCAUCAUUGCUUGUUAUCGCCUGUUACCAGUCUUUGGAGGUAUGGCACAUGAAUGAGAACAAGACAAUGACCCUCACAGCUCAUGAAGGAUUAAUUGCUUGCUUGGCUGUAUCGUCAGUCGCGGGUUUGGUCGCUUCAGCCAGUCAUGACAAGUUUGUUAAGCUCUGGAAGUAAUAUCUGUCCCAUCCAUGGUUUCUUUUUAAGUCCUAGCUGUAUUUCCACUGUAAUAUCUAUUAUUGUUGUCUGAAGAGAUAUUUGUGUCUGUCUUAUUUAGCAUUAGCUUUUGUAUUCUGUUAUUUUUUUCAUUUGUGCCUGAAAGAACCAUGUAGUGACCCCAUCCCUUGCUCAUCUAGGCUGCUCAGUUUCUGCUAUGUUUUUUUCCUCCACUAGUUGUUAUGUCAAUUGGAAUAAUCAGGUGUAGUUGGUUCAGUCGCUGAUCCAAUAAGGGUAUUGAAUUUUUUAGUUCUUCA